This is a messenger RNA of Penicillium nucicola, 2064 nucleotides long. Its product is annotated as Zn(II)2Cys6 transcription factor. The transcript has 10 exons. Gene Ontology annotation, biological process: positive regulation of transcription from RNA polymerase II promoter by galactose; DNA-templated transcription. Gene Ontology annotation, cellular component: nucleus. Lineage: Eukaryota; Fungi; Ascomycota; Eurotiomycetes; Eurotiales; Aspergillaceae. The record is from RefSeq and is a predicted model, not a curated record. Gene Ontology annotation, molecular function: RNA polymerase II cis-regulatory region sequence-specific DNA binding; zinc ion binding; DNA-binding transcription factor activity, RNA polymerase II-specific. Bases 1 to 2064 code for a protein of 687 amino acids.
AUGCAAAAUACACAGUCUCCGCUUCCCCUGGCCGAGGAGCAGUCUGCGAAGCGCGCCAAGAGGCCCCGCGCUGCGCAGGCGUGCGACCGAUGCAGACUGAAGAAGUAUAAGUGCGAUGAGCAAUAUCCCUGCUUGCAUUGUAAAAAAAGCGACCUUGUUUGCGUCUACCAGGGCAAUUAUCGCGAGCGCGAAAGCAGUCGCUCCGCAACCUAUGUUGUCGACCUCGAGAAGAAGGUCGAAGAACUGACAUCAAGACUUCGUGCGGUGGAGGGCGGCUCAGUCGUCAUAUCGGGAACUUCGCCCGCCGCGCCCAAGAUCCCUGGUCAAAACCAACCAGACGGAGCCGAAACAACUCCAUGCUCUAUGCCCCGUAAUGGAUCCACGCCCCGGGAAUUAGCCAAAGUCAACGAGGCACGAGAGCAAUCCACGGAGAGUGCAGAAGACGAGCUGAAUGAGUUCAAUCACCACACGAACGGCGUCGAAUUCCACGGCAGUACCUCCUCCGCGGCGAUUCUAGGCCAUCUGAAAAAGUCGCGCGAGCCUAAGAGUCAUGAAGAGCCGUAUCCACGUGCGGCUGAUUACUCGCUCAUCUCGACACUGCACAAUCCCAGCUUUUCGCCUUCUUGCACCGCUGGACCGGGGCAGAUGCUGUCGAUUGAACAGCAGAAUUACUAUUUCGAUCAAGCUCAUAUUUUUAUGAAUGGUUAUUUUGAGAAUAUCCAUUUCAUUCACCCGCUUAUUGAUAAGGAGGAUUUCCUUUUACGCGCUAAUGACCUUUGGUUUAAUCGAUCGCGCGCCCCUGAGCCUAGUUUUGUUGCGUUAUACUUGAGUAUUCUGUCGUUUGGGUCUCUGGUGCGAGUUUGGGAUGAAGGGACCCUGGCUGGCCUGGGGCGUUUUGAAUGGAGUCGGAAGCUGUUUGCUGAGGCGCAGGUUUACUUGAAUCAUCUGAAGUUUUCGAAUGAUAUCGAGACGGUUCAGUGUCUCUACAUUAUGGCCAAAGUCUGUCAGAAUGAGCUAAAUCCUAACCUCGCCUAUAUGUAUCUUGGUCUGGCUGUGCGUACGUGUCUUUCCGCUGGUUUUAAUCGGGAAGUCCCGUGUCCAGGGGAUAACGUGCAACGUGCCGGUUGGAUAUCGAAGACCUGGUGGGGUCUCUUCUCUCUAGAAAUUGAAAUGAGCUUCUCAGUCGGACGACCCGAUACUCUCGGAAUGGAUGAAUAUCACAACCGCGCCAUUCCAGAGCGGGAUGACUCUGAGUUCGCCAUCAUCCCAUGGAUGAUUGACUUUGCGCAGAUUAUCCGACGUGUAUCCGUCCAGAUUUACCAUUCCCGCAUCUCAUUGCAAGAGAAAUUACAACUUGCCCUUCAAAUAGAGAUGGAAAUGGAUCGAUGGCUUGCACGACUGCCUGAAAAGAUUAAGCCAGAUAUUGCUGGUUACAGAAUGUCCCGCAGUGCUCUGCGUGAUCCGAAGUGGGCACGGAGACAACGGCUUGUUCUUGGAAUUCGGUACUAUAAUGUCAAAAUGCUGCUCUUCAGACCCUUCUUGAGCCAUUUCACUCGCAAACUAAGACAUCCGCCAAACGAAUUGGACCAGACAAUCGACAAAUGUCUGGAUGCUGCCAUGAAGACUAUUCAGGUGAUUCACGAUAUCUAUCGAGUCCACACUUUCUUCCGAUGCUGGUGGUACAACACAACCUACGUAAUGUUCGCCACAUCCACCCUCCUCCUUCCUAUGUCCAAACUAGGCAUGAGCAACGAAACAAUGCCGCUCCUUCGCUCAGUAGAAAUGGGGGUGGAAAUUCUCGAAGCAAUGGACGAGUCUGUGGUAGCUCGCAAAUCAGUAGAGAUCAUCAGACAAUACAUCAGGGAUUUCAAGGCUUCCGCUGGCCCUCAACCAACAGCAGGGACGGCAGUGGGCGAUCAAAUCCCCGUUUCCGCCGAACCAAGCCACGGGUCUGGAUUUGAAGUGCCCGAAUGGGCCUACGGCUUCGGUUUCCCAGAUUACUCAUUCGAGGGUAUUGCCCGUCUCUUCGAUGAUAUCGGAGGUCUACCAAUGUUGGACGGGUAA